Molecule: messenger RNA, 1796 nt
Organism: Drosophila obscura
Lineage: Eukaryota; Metazoa; Arthropoda; Insecta; Diptera; Drosophilidae
Product: protein distal antenna-related
Exons: 1
Coding region: 127-1392 (421 amino acids)
Molecular function (GO): DNA binding
Source: RefSeq, a predicted model, not a curated record
GGAGUAAACAACGGCGGCAGCAGAGCUCGGAUCAAAAAUAAACACCCGCGUUUAAGUCGUGUUGACUCGAUACGAUAUCACACUAGAAGUCCCUAAGUUUUCUUGUUGGAAGUUUGUGGUUUUGAAAUGGAUAUCUCAGCGUACCAACACAUGAAUAUCAGAAUGAGUACGCGGGGAAAGCGACCGCUGCGAAAUCUCACACCAAAUGACAAGGUUCGAGCCAUUCAACGCAUCCAUAAUGGUGAAACAAAAGCAAGUGUAUCCAGGGAUCUGGGAGUUCCAGAAUCAACCUUGCGUGGCUGGUGUAAGAACGAACAAAAAUUAAGAUUUAUGUGUCGUCAAUUAGGUCCAGAUCACUUGGGGAUUGACACACCUCCCGAAAAACGUGCCAAAUUCGAGUUGCAGUUGCUGCCACCAAAACACGCUACACUCCCCAACUACGACGAUCUUGGUUUAACUAACUUUCUGUUUUCGGCAACUGAAUUUCCAACCCAAAACGAAUCAUUAUUAGAAAAAUUAAGUUUCGUGGAAUUUGUGAAAAAAAAUGGACUGCAUCCAAACGCAAUUCGAGAAUUGGGAGACGCCCACUCGCUGAGUGCAGCGAAUGCCCUGUCAGGUGUGGAUUAUUCAACAAACAAUAUGAUACAUCAGCUAACCCUUUUAGCGCAGCUAAAUUCAAAACUAUCGUACCAGACGGGCGAAUCAGUGGCCACAGAUAUUCAAAGCUCCCAGAUCACAAACAUUGCCGAUGCACCAAGAGAAGAAAAUACAACAAAAACCAGCUGCCCCUUACUGAGCGUUAAAAAUUGGGCAAAAGAUCCAGCAAAACGUGCGCAUUUCAGUCAAGAAACACAACUCAAUAAUGAUAAGAACAACAACGCGGUUGACCCAUCCUAUUCAAACUUGACCACGACGCAAUAUCCUCUAAUAAUGGAGCCAGUGAAGUCAAUUUAUCCCGAAACUAUGGUUUCCGCGAUACCGCCAACAUUUUCCACUCAUUCGGAUUUAGCUCCUGCUCCAACUCCAACGACGGAUAAUGAUUGCCAAGGGGCUGCCUUGCUGGAUUGGUGCAAACUAUUUAAUGCCAGUCUUAAUUUUUUGGCUUUUGCUGCGGCCGCCGCUUCAAUGCAACCCUCUGGGGGAACUGUCCCGAAGCAUACAACACCACAGCUUCUAGCCACUGAACCUGACGAAACAUAUCCUUUUAACAAUGCUCUUGUAAAAAGACUUAGCCCGCUGGCACAUAGUGACGCCUCGAAUGAAAGUUACUUCGACAGCGAGCCAGAAGAUCUUUCUGUGCGCUCGUGUGCCUCCAGUCGUAACAACAGUAGAUCUCAAACUCCCGACAAAAGCAUCGCGACAGGCAGAUUACAAAGCGACGGGGAGCAGUAAAAACUUGUAAUCUCUAUAGAAAUAUUUGUUUGUACAUAUUAUAAUAUUUCUUAGUUAAUUAUUAAUAGCUUUAUGCUAUAUAUUUAUACUUCUAAAAAUAUCUAUUCCUGGACAUACAAAUAUUUAUAUUUUACAGGAGUUUAUUUAAACCAUAUUUAUUAUUUAUAGGUACUUAUCAAGAAAUCAAACUACUUAUAUGUAUAAGAAAAACUGGUUUUAAUAAAACUGCAUACCGGAUAGUAUUAUGUAGAAAUAUCGACUGUGUGAAAACUUGUAUAAGUAAUAAAUUAAUUUCAUCUAUAAUAAAUAAUUCAUAAAAUGUAACUUAUUGUGUUAAAUAGCCUAAUAAUUUUGAAUGUUCGGUAAGCAAUUAAAUUAAACAACAUUUGUUUUUUAACUGCUGU